This is a messenger RNA of Melitaea cinxia (Glanville fritillary), 2377 nucleotides long. RefSeq lists its product as uncharacterized. The coding region runs from base 1 to 1707 and encodes 568 amino acids. The transcript has 3 exons. NCBI's taxonomy places the organism in Eukaryota, Metazoa, Arthropoda, Insecta, Lepidoptera, Nymphalidae. The record is from RefSeq and is a predicted model, not a curated record.
AUGCGACACAGACGCGGGCUUGCUAUAGGCAUCCUUCUCGUGUUACACAUGAGUGGAACUCUCAGCGACCAAACAUCAAAUGAAAGUGGAGGUGGUGGAGGCAGUCCUAGCGCAGACUCAAACAAUGCAGCAGAACCAUCAAGCGAUCAGUUGGCUAUGGAAUCAGCAGAGCGAGAAACGCCUAGCCAUGCGUAUAAUGGUCCACCUCCACCCGUACCACCGCCACAUAACAGAAGACAGAAUCCUCCACACCAUCAGCCACACCACUCAAUAGGUAUGCCAAGGAUUCCUAAUCAUCAUCAAAUUCAUUCAAAACCUUUUGGGCUCGGUCCUCCAGUUAAUCAUCACAAAAAUGAUAUUGGGUCAGGUUUCCGUGGUCCUCCACCUCCACCUGCACCGCCCGCUGAUGCUCAAACUUCUGCCAGUGACAAAGUUUUUAGUACCACAGGAGAUGUUUGGCCAGCACCUGCUCCUGAUAUGCCUAAGAUUUUAUCACUUGAUGUCAAGUGUGAGAAAAAUGCUAUGAGAGUGUUUUUAAGUUUUGACAAGCCAUUCUUUGGUAUAGUAUUUUCUAAAGGACAUUACUCAAAUCAUCAAUGCGUACAUCUUCCACCUAAUCUAGGAAGAACAUCGGCGUCAUUCGAAAUUGGUGCGCACGCUUGUGGUACGGCUGGCAGUGGAGAUCCUAGAUACCGUGGCGAUGUCGCGGCGGCCGGAACAUAUUUCGAAAAUGUAAUUGUGAUACAAUAUGAUCCACAAGUACAAGAAGUAUGGGAUCAAGCACGUAAAUUACGUUGCACUUGGCAUGAUCAAUACGAGAAAGCUGUUACGUUCCGUCCAUUCCCAGUAGACAUGUUAGAUGUAGUUCGUGCUGACUUUGCCGGUGAUAAUGUGGGCUGCUGGAUGCAAAUACAAGUCGGAAAGGGACCUUGGGCUUCAGAAGUAUCAGGACUUGUCAAGAUUGGACAAACAAUGACAAUGGUAUUGGCGAUUAAAGAUGACGAUGCAAAGUUUGAUAUGUUAGUUCGUGAUUGCGUAGCUCAUGAUGGUCAACGCGCACCUAUACAAUUAGUCGAUAGGCGAGGCUGUGUAACCAGACCAAAGCUUAUGUCAAGAUUUACAAAAAUAAAGAACUUUGGGGCGAGUGCGUCAGUUCUUUCAUACGCUCACUUCCAAGCAUUCAAAUUCCCCGAUUCAAUGGAAGUCCACUUCCAAUGUACGAUACAGAUUUGUAGAUAUCACUGUCCCGAUCAAUGUUCCGACGUUGGCCCGAACGUUAUUGCACCCCAUGCUGAAUAUGGACCACCACAGAUUGACUCAUACCCUGUUAAUGUGGAAAUAAGAAGGGAUGAACGACGAGUUCGAAGACAACGCAGAGCCACAACGCCUGAGAAAGAAGUUGGUGUAAAUAGAGUAAUCCGCGUUGUGUCGGCCGGUGACCUAAAUUUAGAUACCUCAGAAGAGAAUACACCACCGAAAAUCGUACCAACUCCAGGUUUAGUUUGUAUGACAACUCCAGGCUUUGCCGCAACACUCGGUGCCCUUCUUGCCACAUUAAUAUGUUCUAGUGCAAUGUCAGCCGUUCUGUUCUUUAAACUACGACCUAUUUCAAAAUUGAAGAAGAAAACUGCCGCAAUCAGCACGAUACCACGGCCGCAUCCGACGACUGGACCUCAUAUUAUCUCGAAAAGUCGAUUUUACUCGUAACAUGUAGAGCUCUUUUAAUUUAAUUUGUAAAUAGUAGUGUAAUGAGACUGAAGUAUCAUCAUACCAAUACAUCGUUAAAUAUGCUCAAAUAAUUUAGAUGCUAUUGGAAAUCAUUUAGUUUUAUCCUUAAUCAAUUGAACAAAACAAUGAAUUGCAUAAUUAUACUAAAUCAUGCAACCUGGCUUCAGUUGAGUAUUCUCGGUCACGAAUAAAAGAUAUACGAAUAAAUUACUAACUUUCUCGAUAAGCCCAAAUGUAGUAUUAAAACUUCAAGUACAAUCUUCUGUUACCUCUUAUUGAACUGUGUUUGAUACAGGGGCAACGGAAAAUCGAAUACGUGAUUUAGCAUCACUUAGGUACACCGCUAGAUAUAAUAAUUUAAAUUAACUUGUCAUUAGUAUUAAUAUUAUUUAUUUUAAUUAAGUUUUUUAUAGUCAUUACCUAUUUACUAGCUAUGAUAUUUACUUUACCACCUGAGUACCUCUCCUUCUUUUUAAUGUUUAGUUACGUUUUCUUGUUUUAUUUUAUAAUGACUAUGAAAUGUUAUAUUUAAAUGAUGUCGUUUAUCGCCAAAUUGAUGUCGAGUGUCUUUAUAUGUUUCACUAAUUUAAUCAAUGAUGUACGACAACAUGAACAGAUGUAGUAUUGAAUAUAUCUAAACAAUAUAAGA